This is a messenger RNA of Hirundo rustica (Barn swallow), 1383 nucleotides long. Its product is annotated as serine/threonine-protein kinase pim-1-like. Gene Ontology annotation, molecular function: ATP binding; protein serine/threonine kinase activity. Bases 1 to 1383 code for a protein of 460 amino acids. The record is from RefSeq and is a predicted model, not a curated record. Gene Ontology annotation, biological process: regulation of mitotic cell cycle; protein autophosphorylation; negative regulation of apoptotic process. NCBI's taxonomy places the organism in Eukaryota, Metazoa, Chordata, Aves, Passeriformes, Hirundinidae. Gene Ontology annotation, cellular component: cytoplasm. The transcript is spliced from 7 exons.
AUGGCACAGCAGCGCACACCCGCCAUCCCUGCAGGAAGCUCCGGCUGUCAGAGACCCUCCAUCCUGCCAGGAGCCUCUGCUAUCUCUGACAGCCUCCAUCCCUCGCAGAGGCUCAGCGAGACCCGUCCGCCUGCAGAAGGUGCAGAGCCCGUGGACAGGUCUCCCAGCUCCCUUGGACUCACGGACUUCAACAGCACGGGCACAACCCUGACCCUCAACGUGGCCAGGGAGAGCCCCGAAGUCCAAAUGGGAGCCCAGCCCAAUGCAGGGGAGCCUUCUCAGGAGCAUCUGGCGCAGCAGCAAGCGUCCGGGAGCCAGCAGUUGCCAUUCCACAGCUCCCAGGACGCUGUGCUGGCUGUGCCGGCUGUGCCAGCAGGCAACAGCCCGAGCCUGGUGGUGGAGACGAUCCUUGAGACACCAAGGAGGAUCCUCCACCUCCAGGAAGCUGCCCCACAACAGCCCUGGACUACCUCCAAGGCCUCUCUAGGAGCAGCCCCACGGCUGCAAGGCGGUGCCCGCUGCCUGGCGCGCAGCAGCAAGCAGGCUGAUGCCUCGGUCCCGGCUGCAGGGCAAAAGAAGGAGCUGCAGGACCUGUACCAGCGGGGCCGGCAGCUGGGGAGCGGCGGCUUCGGCACCGUUUUCUCGGGCAUCCGCCUCUCGGACGGGAGGCCGGUGGCCAUCAAACGCGUGGCCCGGGAGAGCGUCCUGCAGUGGGUCGAGCUGCCCGACGGCACCCGUGUUCCAAUGGAGAUUGUGCUCAUGGAGAAGGUGCGCUCCGGCUGCUACAACAUCAUCCAGCUCCUCGACUGGUUCGAGCAGCCUGACGGCUUCGCACUGGUGAUGGAACGUCCAGAGCAGUCGCAGGAUCUCCUGGAAUUCCUGCUGGAGCGGGACGUCCUGUGCGAGGAGAUGGCGCGCUGGAUUUUCUGCCAGGUGCUGGAGGCCGUGCGGCACUGCACCGCCUGCGGCGUCCUGCACCGGGACAUCAAGCUGGAGAACCUCCUCGUGGACCCGGAGAGCGGAGACGUGAAGCUCAUCGACUUCGGUUGCGGCACCUUCCUCCAGGAGCAGGCCUACACGCAAUUUGCCGGAACACGCGUGUACAGCCCACCCGAGUGGAUCUGCCUUGGCUACUACCACGGCCAUGCAGCCACCGUCUGGUCCCUGGGCGUGCUGCUGUACGUCAUGGUGUGCGGGAGCCUCCCCUUCCAGGAGGACCGUGACAUUGUGUGGCAGCAGCUCUUCUUCACGCGGCAGCUCUCUCCAGAGUGCCAUCAUCUCAUCUGCUGGUGCUUGUCCAAGCACCCUGCGCAAAGGCCACAGCUGGAGCAGAUCUUGCUGCACCCUUGGGUGUGGGGCAAGCGCUUUGGAUGCCUUGCCUGA